AAGCUUUGAUCCUUCCUCAUCAAUCAUUUGAGGCGGAGAAGGAAACAGACGAAACGUGGAGAAUGGCGAUGCCGCUGGGCAUGGCGACGUAUCUGAUGAGAAUGGUUUGGUUUUCUCUGAGCGGUUGGGUCUUCACUUGCUUGUCUAUCGCCGACGAGAUCGCUGGCUCUCUCAGAAACGGUGAUAUUGGUCCUUUCCAUGUCGGAUGAUUUCGAUUCAGAGAUUCUUUAGCUCUCCUUCUAUAUAUAUGCGUAGAACAAACACGUUUUGCACUCAGGCCUUCUGAUUUUCAGGAAGGGUAUGUAACUGCAAGCAAUCUGCAGAGAACACAAGAAGCUCGUGUCAUCUUGAUUCGAUGACAAAUCUCCUCAGCCAAGAGCAGAGCAAAGCAUGGCUAAAGAGAAUAUAUUCCAUAUAUUUUAUCAUUUUUACCAACACGAUUUUGUUUGAUUCAACCAAACCAAUUCCGAAGAACAUAUUCCAUAGUAUAUUUUAUCAAUAAUGUAAACAUGUACCAGGCCAA
Messenger RNA from Brassica napus (rape), 523 nucleotides. RefSeq lists its product as uncharacterized. The transcript is spliced from 2 exons. Lineage: Eukaryota; Viridiplantae; Streptophyta; Magnoliopsida; Brassicales; Brassicaceae. The coding region runs from base 63 to 209 and encodes 48 amino acids. The record is from RefSeq and is a predicted model, not a curated record.